Lates calcarifer (barramundi perch) is the source of this 2325-nucleotide messenger RNA. It is a transcript of the gene fstl3, whose product is annotated as follistatin-like 3 (secreted glycoprotein). The record is from RefSeq and is a predicted model, not a curated record. Gene Ontology annotation, molecular function: activin binding; protein binding. Lineage: Eukaryota; Metazoa; Chordata; Actinopteri; Centropomidae. The transcript has 5 exons. Gene Ontology annotation, biological process: regulation of BMP signaling pathway; cell differentiation; multicellular organism development. Bases 187 to 939 code for a protein of 250 amino acids.
AAAUAUUUAUACAGAGGGGGAACGACAUCACUUAUCCACAACACAUUCAUUCACAUAAGGGAGGGCUACUUCCAGAGCUGAGUUAGAGUGAUCUGCUCUGUUUGCCACAAGGAACAUCACUUCUUCUUGCUGAUAUUCGCUUAGACAAGUUUUCAGAGAGAGGUUUUGUACUAACCAGAGUUCACCAUGAGCUUUUGGAUUUUUGUUUUUGGGGUGAUUCUCACUGUGUAUCAGAUUGGGAGUAAUCCGGCCAGUGCCGGGAUGUGCUGGCUGCAGCAGAGUCAAGACCAAAGGUGCGACAUGGUGCUGAUGAGAGGGGUGACCAAAGAGGAGUGCUGUGCCGGGGACCGACUGGACACAGCAUGGUCCAACACCAGCCUGCCCAUGAAUGAGGUCAGCCUGCUGGGCUUCCUGGGAAUUGUCUCCUGUAAACCAUGCAAAGAGACUUGUGAGGGAGUCAAAUGCAGCCCUGGGAAGGUUUGCAAGAUGAAGACAGGAAGGCCUCAGUGUGUGUGCUCUCCAGACUGCUCUCACAUUUCCCGGAAGCAUGCUGUGUGCGGCAGCGAUGGAAAGACAUAUAAGGAUGAAUGUGCUCUGCUGAUGGCCCGCUGCAUGGGACACCCAGACCUGGAGGUCAUGUACCAGGGAGAGUGCAAAAAGUCAUGCUCCAACGUGGUGUGCCCAGGAACUCACACCUGUGUGACUGACCAGACCAACAGCGCUCACUGUGUCAUGUGCCGCACAACACCUUGCCCAAUACCCAUGCCAUCUGAGCAGCCAAUCUGCGGCAAUGACAACAUCACUUACCCCAGCGCCUGCCACCUCCGCCGGGCCACCUGCUUCCUCGGCCGCUCCAUAGGAGUCCGCCACUAUGGCCACUGCAACAGUCCUCCUCGGAAAGUUCAGAGCGCUGAAGGCAGUGAGGAAAACGCAGUCUAGACGGACGAUUCCUGACGCAGCCCUUUUCUAGAGACGAGUUGGUUUCCAAGUGUCACACCACACCACCAGCUUCCCGUGAUGACCUCUUUUUUUUUUCUUUUCUUUUUUUUUUGACAAUCACUCCCCCCCCCCCUUGUACACAAAAUGACGAUACAUUUAAUACGGAAGACCUGCCUUGGAAGACACACUUUAGCGUAACUGCCUCAAAAAGAGCGACAAAAACCUGUGAGCAAUUUGCGUUGAUCUUGUGUUAGUCUAGAAGGUAGAGGCGGAAGAACGCAUGUAUCUCGAGACAGAAAUAUCUCAUGAGCUCUUUGGGAGAUGUGUGCAUAUUGUAAAUAGAAUACCACUACUAUUUAUUGGAGAACGUAUCAAACUCUAUUUAUGUUUUUAUCUCAGUAACAACUCCAUAUAUCCUUGGGAAAGCUGAUGCAAAAAAACAAAUGUAUUUAUUGUGUUUUGUUUAUUGUGUAUGUACAAUAGCGGUCACUGGCAUUGGCAUUUUACAACUUUUUACAGUUUUUACAGUCUCCAAUCCCCACAAACAAACAGUUUUUCCUCUUAAGCUGAUGGAAAGCAACGCUAAUUUGUCUGGAAAGCUGAUACCACUUUAUAGCCUGCCAGUGUGGUUUUGAUCCACCACAAACAAGCACAGGACAACUAUAGCUGUGCUGUAUGUACUUCAGCUUUUGUGUGGGAGGUGAGGAAGGGGUUCAGCCUAAACAAACCUGUAUAGUCUCUCUCCCUUUCUCCCACCACACACAUGUUUACUCUGGAUCCUGAUCCAAACUCUCGGGCCACCCGCCGAUCACUAAAAUUAACAGUUUGGUUGUAGUAGUCUCGGAAGACUGUUGGUACAACCCCAAGCCCUCUACAAUACCUCCUCUGUUGAACACUCUGCUUUUUGUUUUGUAAAUGCAUUUUUGUAAGUCAUGCUUGUUCAUUCUGAUGCUGCUUUGACUCAAUUGGAAAUUCUUCUUUUAAAGAACUUACCGUACAGACAAAUGUAAUUAGUGGCGUCUGAUUGAAAGGAAAAUUUAAUUUGUCUGGGAAUGGACUGCAAUUUAGGCCAACUGAACAUACCUGAUUAUACUGCCAUCAGAGAUGAGUCAAUCUGCCCAGUGUUGAGACUGGUAAACCUGGUAGAUGACAGUACAAAUGGUCAAGUGAUCCUAUUCAAUCUUUAAACUGAAAGCAGAUGUGUGAUUACUUUAAAUAAUCUUUAUAGUGUAUUAUGGAACAUUUUCAUGACUCUCCUGUAAAUAACAAUCUCAUGUGUACCUACCUGUGUACCUACUGUGAAAUCUGAAUGAUAAAUACAUCAACAUAUUUUUGUAUUUUUGUACUGCCACUUCACAACAACAUAAAGUUUAAUAUUUGUCACAA